Molecule: messenger RNA, 2299 nt
Organism: Xenia sp. Carnegie-2017
Lineage: Eukaryota; Metazoa; Cnidaria; Anthozoa; Malacalcyonacea; Xeniidae
Product: leucine-rich repeat-containing protein 56-like
Exons: 15
Coding region: 349-2181 (610 amino acids)
Molecular function (GO): protein binding
Source: RefSeq, a predicted model, not a curated record
UUAACAUUUUCCAGAAGUUCAUGUCAACCUGUCGCGCUGUCGACAGAAGUUUGACUUUUUCCUGGGUUUUGCAGCCUCGAUUUUUGACGAUAGUGCCGAGGCAGACGAGCAACAGAUUUCGCACAAUUUACUGGUGUCAAUGUCCGGUCGGAAUAGUUCUACUUUAUAAUCGACGAAAGCAACGUGUGAACAUUUUGAAUUUAAUGGUUUUAAUGAUUUUAACACUAAAAAUCGACUGUUUUCUCAGAAUGUCCGUGCUCUUCACAUGAAAGUAAAAGAGGUUGACAUGAACAGCGAGAAAUAUUUUCUUUGGGCCAACAUGGAGGUCUUGUAAAACUCCUCUUGUCAAUGGCUGCUGACGUAUGCAUUGAUAAAAUGCCAAAUUCAUCAACAUCAUCAGGUGUAUGUGUCAGUAUCAGAGAGUUUGAUGACACUCUUGUGAAUCCUGAUCCAGUGGUAACAAAUGUGGACACUGAACAGCUUAUCGAGGACUAUCUCUCGCCACAAAAACUGAAAAGUUUGACAGGAAUUCAAGACUUAGAUGAGGUUGUAUUCUUGGAAAUGAAAGUAAAUACAGUGCAAAACAGUCUGGGAAAUUUUGGAAGCAUGGUACAAAAUCUUAAACAACUAAAGCUCUCCAAUAGUGUGAUAUCAUCGAUAAGGGAUCUGGGCACUAGUCUCGUCAACCUUCAAUCAUUAUGGAUGGCAAAGUGUGGUUUGUCUGAUUUAGAUGGCAUCAGCUCCUUAUGCUCUAUUAAGGAGUUAUAUCUUGCUUAUAAUGAUAUAUGUGAAGUAAGUCCUCUAACGAUGCUGGAUACCUUGGAAGUUUUGGAUCUUGAGGGGAAUUUAUUGGAUGAUAUCGCCCAGGUGGAGUUUUUAGUUUUGUGCCCAGAACUGAAACGUUUAACUUUGGAGGGUAAUCCAGUUUGUAUGAAACCACAAGUAGACUGCACUCCUCAGGUUCAACUCGACUACAAUUACCGUGUGGAAAUACACAAAGUUUUACCAAAAUUAACCUACUUAGAUGACGAACCGUUCCUUUUUGAUCUCGUUGACGGUCAGAAGAUAUUGAAAACAACUCCCGCACCGCAGCAUGACGUAAGUUUUAACGAAAAACUUCAGUCAGAUUGGGAACUCGUCACGGAAAGAAUAAAAACAUUUAAUGAUGAAGAAAUUGUAACAGGUGAGGGUGACUCAAAUCAUGCCAGACCGUCAACUGCUCGUGGGAAUCGUCCAAUGACUGCGAGUCGACAACGAAUGUCGUCUGGAAGGCCACGUACUGGACGACAAAGACCCGGUACAUCUCAUCAUAGGCUUGGAGUCAGCUCUGAUCAUAGGUCGGAGUCAAAUAGUUUAGUACUUCUUUCUACUGCAAUAGGUGAACGCGAAAGCUCAGAUGAAGAUGAUAGCAGUGACUUAACCCACGGUUCCUCGGCUGUCAUAUGUGGAAAUCCUUCUCGAGCCUUGAAAUCGCGAAGAAAGAACAUGAGGAAAGAGAUCGUAUCUCAUCAAUUAUCUACAGCAAACGAAGAUAGUGACGUUGAUAAAACAUCUCGUAGAGAUCUUUUUGAAGAGUUAAAAACAUGGAGAAGAGAGUAUGCCAGAUUUUUGAAUGAUUGCGGGACAACGUCUGUCUUAUCAAAAUCAGACGAGAACUAUGACCAUGAAACACAGAGUCACAGUAACCUUUCUCCUGCCCAAAACAACAAGAAAUCUUCAAUGUCUCCAACUCCCCCUCCAUUUCCUUCGACAUCACCAUCUCCUCUACGGCGCAAUGUCAAUCCCGUCAUUCGUAAAUCAUACCCUUUACCUACGCCACCGGAUUAUUCCGAUCGACCGCGAACUGCUCCGAGUUUUCGACAUAGAUCUUCUUUGUCCAAUCGUAACCGAAGACGAGAAAACAUUCUUGAAAAUAAUACUUCUAAAAAAGACUUAGAAAUGAACACGUCGGAAGUAAGAAUAAAUUCAGCACCAGUUGACUCACAUCCUCUUGAAAGAUCGCCUUCAAAAACAUGUGAUUUACCAUGCAACGCGGAAUCACAUUGUAAUCUUCAAAUAGUUCCCGAUAGUCCUGUCAUUUCGGCUUCCAAAGAACUUCUUGAACAACCAGAAAAGCCGCGUGGAGUAAGACCAGCAAGUUCGCGACCUCUAACUCAUAAAGCUAGAGCGAAAUUAAAGUAGGAAGAUUUUUUUUGUUUAUAAUUUAUUGUUAUUUAUUUGUAUUUUAUUAUUUGGACAGUGGUAAGAAAGAGUUGAAAAGUGUAAGAAAAAUCUAUUAAAGGUAUAGAAAUCCGAGUAA